Molecule: messenger RNA, 762 nt
Organism: Melopsittacus undulatus (budgerigar)
Lineage: Eukaryota; Metazoa; Chordata; Aves; Psittaciformes; Psittaculidae
Product: serine/threonine-protein kinase pim-1-like
Exons: 5
Coding region: 1-762 (253 amino acids)
Biological process (GO): negative regulation of apoptotic process; protein autophosphorylation
Cellular component (GO): cytoplasm
Molecular function (GO): protein serine/threonine kinase activity; ATP binding
Source: RefSeq, a predicted model, not a curated record
AUGGGACCGCUGCUGGGGAGAGGCGGCUUCGGCUCCGUGUACUCGGGGGUCCGCCUGGGUGACAACACCCCGGUGGCCAUCAAACAAGUGGCUCGGGAGCGCAUCUCCUCGUGGGGCCAGCGGCGCAGCGGCACCCGCAUUCCCAUGGAGAUAGCCAUGAUGAGGAAAGUGCGCUCCGACUGCAGCACCAUCAUCCAGCUCCUCAAUUGGUUUGAGCUGCCCGACUCCUUCCUGCUGGUUUUGGAGCGUCCGGAGCCAUCGCAGGACCUCUUUGAGUUAAUCAGAAACCGCGGGUUCGUGCCCGAGUCUCCGGCGCAGGGCAUUUUCCUCCAGGUGCUGAGGGCCGUGCGGCACUGCCACAGCCGCGGUGUCCUGCACAGGGAUAUCAAGUCCAACAACAUCAUCAUCCACUUGGUCACCGGAAAGAUCAAGCUAAUUGACUUUGGUUGCAGCACCCUCCUCAGGAACAUGGUCUACACCAAAUUUAGCGGAACACCUUUGUACUACCCGCCGGAGUGGUUCCUCUACCACUGCUACCACGGCCGUCCGGCGGCCAUCUGGUCCCUGGGCGUGCUGCUGUAUGAGAUGGUGUGCGGGGUCCUCCCCUUCCGGUGCUGCGAGGACAUCACCAGCGGGCAGCUCUUCUUCAAGCGCCAGAUCUCUGUUGAAUGCCAGCAGCUCAUCAGGUGGUGCUUGAACAUGAAAGAUUGGGCCAGACCAUCCCUGGAGGAUGUGUUCAACCACCCUUGGCUGCAAACAUGA